AUGGCCUCGUUGAGAGGUAAAAGCGGAUACUUUGAGUCAUGUUCAACAUAUACUGAUAAAGAAAAUUACUUCCUCGUUGAUUCCCGGUAUGAGAUUAUUAGAGUUUUAGGUAAAGGGUCGUAUGGAGUUGUUUGUUCUGCAAUAGACACCAAGAGUUUGAGUACAGGCCUUGAGCAUAAGAUUGCAAUAAAGAAGGUGACGAAAAUAUUUACCAAAGAUAUACUUUUGGUUAGAGCAAUAAGGGAGCUAAAGUUUAUGAAGUUCUUCAAGGGGCAUAAAAAUAUCGCAUCAUUGCUCGAUUCCGACAUUGUCUAUGUGAAACCAUAUGAUGGUCUUUAUUGUUUCCAGGAGUUGGCAGACCUUGAUUUGGCGAGAGUGUUGUAUUCGAAUGUCCAAUUAUCGGAGUUUCAUAUUCAAAAUUUUAUGUAUCAGGUGUUGUGUGGCCUCAAGUAUAUACACUCAGCCGAUGUUAUACACAGAGACUUAAAACCGGGGAAUAUUUUAGUAACGACUCAAGGGACACUUAAGAUUUGCGACUUUGGUUUAGCACGAGGAAUAAACCCCAAAUUUUUCAAAAACCGUACUGCCACAAUCACCAACUAUGUUGCCACAAGAUGGUAUCGUGCACCUGAAUUGAUAUUAUCAACAAAGAAUUACUCAAAAGCGGUUGAUGUUUGGGCCAUGGGCUGCAUACUUGGGGAACUAUUUGGAAGAAGACCACUUUUUCCAGGAAAGAAUCUGCAUGAACAGAUUCAUGAAUUAUUCAAGAUUUUGGGCAGCCCACCGCCAGAGACGAUAAAAAAGUACAAUUGGAAGAUUGAGGGGAUUCUGUGGGUAAAGUACAAAUCAGUCAAUUGGAGAUCCAUAUACCCAUUUGCCCCGAUUGAAGCAAUCGAUUUGAUAGACAACCUAUUACAAUGGGAUUGCAAAAAAAGAUUUACUGUUGAUGAAAUACUUGAGCAGGACUUUCUCAAGUAUGUCAGAAAUGUUCCCGAAGAAGCAAGCAGCAGAUCGUUUUUUGAUUUCAGUUUUGAGGAAAACUUUUGUAGCAUACCUCGGUUGAAGGAAGUGUUGGAGGCAGAGGUGAGUGAAUUUACUGAGACCUGCAAUAUUGGAGACUGA
Messenger RNA from Lodderomyces orthopsilosis Co 90-125, 1122 nucleotides. It is a transcript of the gene CSK1, whose product is annotated as mitogen-activated protein kinase. Lineage: Eukaryota; Fungi; Ascomycota; Pichiomycetes; Serinales; Debaryomycetaceae. The record is from RefSeq and is a predicted model, not a curated record. Gene Ontology annotation, biological process: intracellular signal transduction; protein phosphorylation. Gene Ontology annotation, molecular function: protein serine/threonine kinase activity; ATP binding. The coding region runs from base 1 to 1122 and encodes 373 amino acids. Gene Ontology annotation, cellular component: nucleus; cytoplasm. The transcript is spliced from 2 exons.